GAAUCAUGUAUAUAGCUACAUGCGGUUGCCAAGCAACGGUACAAAUGUCAACCAACAGACCACCAAGUACAGUAUAACCUAUUCUAUAUCAGAGCAUAUCUAGUGCGGAUUUUCUAAAAAGAUAAUGUGAUGAUUUUCCGAAACUUUGCGCCGAUAUUCGGGCUUCGCUCGCUCCCUUUCCCGAGCCUCGUUCGUGCGAGGCUACUUCACGAGGUGCAUCAUAGCCCGGCUAAACGCAUCUUUUAUGUGACGCUCGACCCGAUCUUUGACAAGCAAGCUGUUCUGUAUUACAAGCUCAAUGGACAAGUUAUGGACUUGAAAGCAAUUAACGUUCCAAGUAAAUUCAAGGGUCGUGGAAUAGCUCGCUUGUUGACAGAGACUGCUUUUACGUAUGCAAUUGUCAACGACUACUACUUGUAUUUGACUUGCAAGUACACGCAAAAGUAUUAUCUUGCUAAUAAGAAUAAGGCAUUGGAGCAGAGGAUCGUUGGGCCAGAGCACGUCUUGAACGCGCCAAUUUCUUUGGAUCUUGAGGUUUUUGAAGAAGAACCAGAUCCAGAGGAUCCUUUGACAAAAAACAAGAAAGAUUAAGUUUGAUGUCAGUCUGAUGUUAAUAAAAUUGUUAUGCUUAUAAAA
This is a messenger RNA of Nasonia vitripennis (jewel wasp), 636 nucleotides long. Its product is annotated as protein NATD1-like. Bases 130 to 591 code for a protein of 153 amino acids. Lineage: Eukaryota; Metazoa; Arthropoda; Insecta; Hymenoptera; Pteromalidae. The record is from RefSeq and is a predicted model, not a curated record. The transcript is spliced from 3 exons.